Eurytemora carolleeae is the source of this 1021-nucleotide messenger RNA. RefSeq lists its product as uncharacterized. Bases 39 to 914 code for a protein of 291 amino acids. The transcript has 10 exons. The record is from RefSeq and is a predicted model, not a curated record. NCBI's taxonomy places the organism in Eukaryota, Metazoa, Arthropoda, Copepoda, Calanoida, Temoridae.
AUAGUAACUGUUUGUCCACUUACCAUUAUCUCUCAAAGAUGAUUAGGUUGAGCUGUAUAAUCAUACUGUUCCUGAAUAUGUUCCAAAAGAUGAACUGCAACAGAGUUCCCUGUGAAAUACUGCCUGGUGUUCCUAUUGGGUUUGUAGAGGAUCCAGACAUUCAAGAGAUGAGUGGAUUAGGAGUGAGUCUAAUAAACCUUGGAGUACUCUGGACAAUAAAUGAUCAUGGAGGGAAACCAGAGGUUUACGCUGUCAGUGAGACAGGAGAGUUGGUGUUGACCCUGGAGCUGGAAGAUCAAGUGAAUGUGGAUUGGGAGGAUAUUGCUGUAGCGGUGUUUGAUAACAAGAGUUAUAUUUAUGUGUCGGAUACUGGAAACAAUGAUUUUAAUAGAACAUCUAUAUCAGUUCUGAGAUUUGCUGAACCUCUCGUGGAAAUGAAUAAUAAGAAAAAAAUCUUGAUAAACAAAGACGAUAUUGAUGUAUAUCGUGCAGCUUACCCUGGCUUUAGUCAUGACUGCGAGGCCCUGGCUGUUGAUCCGUCCAACGGAGACAUAUUUCUAUUCACCAAGGACCGAGUUCACGCUAUCUCGGAAGUUUACAAGUUUCCAUUCCCCCAAAGCAGUUCAGAUGUGUUUAUUCUGGAGCAUGUAGUUACUUUACCUAGUUACUGGAUUACAGGUGGAGAUAUAUCACCCUCUGGUAGAAUUCUAGCUCUAACUAAUAAACAAGACGCAUUUGCUUGGGAGCGACCUGCAAAUAUUUCUUGGAGCCAAUUUCUUCAAACUAAUCCUGGAGCCUGCACUUUAGUAUUGGAGGAGGAGGAGCAAAGGGAAUCUAUUGCUGUGACAAAUACCGGAUACUGGACUGUAUCUGAGUGUAAAUCCUGCCCACUCUGGUUCUACUCUAGAGUCUAGAUGUAAACACUCUGGUUCUACUCUAGAGUCUAGAUGUAAACAAACAGAAAACCAUGAAAACUCUAAUGCUAAUGUUGGGAUACAAUCAAUAAACUGCAUUAUUUUUA